Molecule: messenger RNA, 2469 nt
Organism: Fusarium venenatum
Lineage: Eukaryota; Fungi; Ascomycota; Sordariomycetes; Hypocreales; Nectriaceae
Source: RefSeq, a predicted model, not a curated record
AUGCGAGACUCUACAGACACCAUUCCAAUUAUAACCCCCACAAGGGUUUUGAGAACAGCCGGGGAGGUACAGUUCAGUAAUGACCUGUCACACUUUACUCUGAAGAGCCCAAAGUCUGGAUUAAAUGCGGAAAUUGUCCUGGACUAUACCCGUUGCGAAGGCGGAUUACCCACCUUUUCUAUUGUUUCUGCAUCAGCGCCUAAAGGCCAGCAACAAGUCACGUUUCAAGUCACUUACAGCGAGACUAUUGAGGGAAUCGAUAACGAAAAUGGCGAUGGCCCGUUCUUCCUUUUCUCUAAUGCUAUGGAUAGCUACCGUGUCUGUUGCCACGAAGCCGCCGUUACCAACGACACUCAGGUAAUAAGAUCUAGAUUCGCUCAAGCAUCGCAAAGAUAUCAGAGAAUCACUUUGGUGGAGCCAGAUACCACCAUUGUAUUUUCCAAAAUAGGCUUCCAGCCCAGCCGUCCUCAAGUGUCGAUGCGAGCUACAUUCCACUGUUCCGAUGAAACAAUCAAUCGAAUUUGGACAGAUGGAGUCCGUACGGUUGACAUGUGUACGGUGGCUCGUGAAGAGACGGUUCCAGCCUGGGACAUUACCGACCAGGGAACUCGUGUCUACGGUGGUCACUGGGCCCCAUGCAGGAAGGGAACAAGGUGGUCCGAUACCAAGACAACAUUCCAGACAAAAGUUGAGAAACAUGGAGCUAGUUGGGCCGUACGUAUGAUCACCAACGGGCUCAUUUUUUGCUUGGAUGUCAGAAGCAAAACUUUGUCACUCGUUGAGGGCCUAUCAAACCAAUCAUCUAUCAUCCCAUCUGUCGAAAAAGGAUCAUGGCCAUUGCCAGAAAGUCUGGAUCUAUCUCAAUGGCUCACAGUUGAGACUAUCAUGGUUGGGGACCAAGUAACCGUUACUAUUGACGGUCAGAAGGUAGUUGCUAUCACAGGCGUCCACAUGAAGGCUAUGCUGGGCGACAACCUUAUCAAUACAGGUUCUGUGGCAUUCGGUGGGCCACCUGGUUGGAUCACACUGUACCGCGACUUGUCCGUCAAAUUUCUCAACAAUGAGGUCUUGUACGAGAACCCUCUGUCGUUACAGGACGCCGCGCGAACAUACGCCGAUUUUCAAGUGGGAACAAACAAAUUGCCAUGUAUUAUCGACGGAGCGAAGCGCGACAGAGCGUCAUUUGGCGGCGAUGCCUUUGUUACUGGACGGUCGAUUGCAUACUCCACCGCUGACUACGAAGCAUGGAAAGGAACGAUUCAGCUUUUAAUCAGUCACCAGACCAAAGAUGGCUACCUAGGGAAUCUCUGCCCUAUACAAGCCCCAACGCAUGAUAGUGAAGACGAGCCCCCAUAUUAUGGUCACUAUUCCCUGACAUAUGCGUUGCUUCUUGUAGUAUCUAUCAAAGAUUACUGGCUACACUCGGGCGAUCGAAGCCUUGUAGAAAUGUCGUGGCAUCAACUUGGACGUCACAUGAAGUUCACAAGACAAUUUAUGAACAAAGAUGGGUUGAUUGAGGGCCCGCCAUACCUUUCAAGUAAGUUACAAGCGCCAUAUUGUUGUUUUUGGGUACUAAUUAUGAAAGUGACGUGGUUUCCUAGGGGAGGGCCUGUAUUUGGUGUAUCCACCGGCUUGAAUCUUGCCUAUUACGAUGCACUAAACGCUAUGGCAUGGAUGUCACCAGACAAUGACACCAAGUGCCAGUAUCACUCGCAGGCGUCUCUCUUGAAGGAAUCAUUAAUCCGGCUUCUUUGGAAUAACAAACAAGGCACAAUGCGUCCAGCUCUGUCAUUAGCUACCGAUGGUGUAUUCCAAGACGUGAAUAGUUAUGCGGCUACUCUGGGCAUCUUCCCAAAACAAUCCAAAGCUGCAGAGGGCAUACUUCCAUCUCACGCGACUUUACCGGAAGCUUUCCGAGGUAUUGAUGGGUGGGAUAAGUUCGCAUUGACUAGUCCCUACGCGUCGGGUUUUGCACUCGAGGGUCUUUUUGCUAAGGGCGAGGGUACAAAGGCCAUCGACCUGUUGCUUCAGGUAUGGGGUACAAUGGCUAACCAAGAGAGUCCCAACUACUCGGGAGCUCACUGGGAAGCUAUGAAAACAGACGGUACACCAUACAAUCACGACGUGUCUUUAGCUCACGGAUGGUCGACUUGGCCUGUUUUUCUCCUCCCUAGAUAUCUUGCUGGUGUUUAUCCUCUUGAGGCGGGCUGGAAACGGAUCGGGGUCGAGCCGGUUUUCACAGGCUUUGAGACAGUGGAAUAUUCGCUUGAAUCUCCACAUGGUUGUCUUUCAGUUAAGAUAUACACAAAAGAGCCGGAGACUGCGUUGAUGAGAAUGCUGAUACCUAAAGGUAUCACGGCUGUAGUGAAGGCCCCAAUGGGCUGGUCACUUGCUCAACAUGGUAUUUUGGAAGGGAGUGGGACGGAAAUAUCUUUGACAUUUUUAAGGGAGGAGAGACGAGUUAAUUAG